Messenger RNA from Lagenorhynchus albirostris (white-beaked dolphin), 2043 nucleotides. RefSeq names its product histone deacetylase 1 (gene HDAC1). Gene Ontology annotation, molecular function: histone deacetylase activity. The record is from RefSeq and is a predicted model, not a curated record. Bases 62 to 1591 code for a protein of 509 amino acids. The transcript has 13 exons. Lineage: Eukaryota; Metazoa; Chordata; Mammalia; Artiodactyla; Delphinidae.
AGCUGCCGGCGGGCGGGAGGGUGGACGGACAGACUGACGGGAGGGACGGGAGGCGAGCAAGAUGGCGCAGACUCAGGGCACCAGGAGGAAAGUCUGUUACUACUACGACGGGGAUGUUGGAAAUUACUAUUAUGGACAAGGCCACCCAAUGAAGCCUCACCGAAUCCGCAUGACUCACAAUUUGCUCCUUAACUAUGGUCUUUACCGAAAGAUGGAAAUCUAUCGCCCUCACAAAGCCAAUGCUGAGGAGAUGACCAAGUACCACAGUGAUGACUACAUUAAAUUCUUGCGCUCCAUCCGCCCAGAUAACAUGUCUGAGUACAGCAAGCAGAUGCAGAGAUUUAACGUUGGUGAGGACUGUCCGGUAUUUGAUGGCCUCUUUGAGUUCUGUCAGCUAUCUACUGGUGGCUCUGUGGCAAGUGCCGUGAAACUUAAUAAGCAGCAGACGGACAUCGCUGUGAAUUGGGCUGGGGGCCUACACCAUGCAAAGAAGUCCGAGGCAUCUGGCUUCUGUUACGUCAAUGAUAUCGUCUUGGCCAUCCUGGAACUGCUAAAGUAUCACCAGAGGGUGCUGUAUAUUGACAUUGAUAUUCACCACGGCGAUGGCGUGGAAGAGGCCUUCUAUACCACAGACCGAGUCAUGACUGUGUCCUUUCAUAAAUAUGGAGAGUACUUCCCAGGAACUGGGGACCUACGGGAUAUUGGAGCUGGCAAAGGCAAGUAUUACGCUGUUAACUACCCGCUCCGAGAUGGGAUUGAUGACGAGUCCUAUGAGGCCAUUUUCAAGCCGGUCAUGUCCAAAGUAAUGGAGAUGUUCCAGCCCAGUGCAGUCGUCUUACAGUGUGGCUCUGACUCCUUGUCUGGUGAUCGGUUAGGUUGCUUCAAUUUGACCAUCAAAGGGCACGCCAAGUGUGUGGAAUUUGUGAAGAGCUUCAACCUGCCUAUGCUGAUGCUGGGAGGAGGUGGCUACACCAUUCGUAAUGUCGCCCGGUGCUGGACAUACGAAACAGCUGUGGCCCUGGACACAGAGAUCCCUAAUGAGCUUCCAUACAACGACUACUUCGAAUACUUUGGACCAGAUUUCAAACUUCACAUCAGUCCUUCCAAUAUGACUAACCAGAACACUAAUGAGUACCUGGAAAAGAUCAAACAGCGACUGUUUGAGAACCUGAGAAUGCUGCCCCACGCGCCUGGGGUCCAAAUGCAGGCCAUUCCUGAGGAUGCCAUUCCAGAGGAGAGUGGCGAUGAGGAUGAAGAAGACCCUGACAAGCGCAUUUCAAUCUGUUCCUCGGACAAACGAAUUGCCUGUGAGGAAGAGUUCUCCGACUCUGACGAGGAGGGAGAAGGCGGUCGCAAGAACUCUUCCAACUUCAAAAAAGCCAAGAGAGUCAAAACAGAAGAUGAGAAAGAGAAAGACCCAGAAGAGAAGAAAGGGUCAAGGAGGAGGUCAAGUUGGCCUGAACAGACCUCUCCAGUCUGGCUUCUUGCCAAGUUCCCCACCUUUAUCCCACAACCCCUCAGAUUUUAUAUUUUCUAUUUCUCUGUGUAUUUAUAUAAAAAUAUAUUAAAUAUAAAUAUCCCCAGGGACUAGACAGGAACCAGGGCCCUGAGCUCAGGGCACACGUGUUAGGUGAGCUUUUCUAGUAGCUGCCUUGCCACCCAUCCCUCCCGAACUCUUUAAUUUUGAACCAUAACGGAUGCCAGGUCUGGGUGGAAGGGAUACACUUAAAGCAGCCAUAGGACAAAAUCUUGAAGUGCCUGCUUUGAAAAGGUGCCCUUAUUGAGCAUUUUAGAAGGGGUGGCUGGGUCUUCAGGGACUCCCUGUUGUUCUCAGGCUCUUGUCAUCAGCCAUUCUUAGAUUGAUUCUGUUCUCAUACCUUCCCACUGGCCCCCAGUGAGCCAAGAAACUCACACUGCCUGCCCUCUCUGUCCUCCCCCCAAUUCUGCAGAUGAAGAUUGGUAGUCUAGUUUCCUUUUUGAGAUACUAUUUUCAUUUUUGUGAGAAUCUUUGUAAUAAAAUGGUACAUUUCUACACCCUCCUGA